CUCGGGCGAAAUUGGGAACCAAGAACAGGCAGCAGCUGUCUUUCUUCCCGUCUCUCAAUUUUUCCGAUCAAUAAGAAGAUUUCUACCGUUAAAUUUCUCUUAAACAAGGGAACGAAAAUUUCGAUCUCGUCUUCGCAAUGGCGGCGAUCUACAGCCUCUUUAUCGUAAACAAAUCGGGCGGUCUCAUAUUCUACAAGGAUUAUGGAUCGGCGGGGCGGAUGGAGACGAAUGAUAGCUUGAGGCUGGCGAGUUUAUGGCACUCGAUGCACGCGAUAUCGCAGCAGCUGUCGCCCACCGUGGGAUGUAACGGGAUCGACCUUCUCCAGGCCGACACCUUCGACCUCCACUGCUUCCAAUCUCUCACUGGUACAAAAUUUUUUGUUGUUUGCGAGCCUGGGGCACAACACAUGGAAGGUCUACUAAAAGUCAUCUAUGAAUUGUACACGGAUUAUGUUUUGAAGAACCCUUUCUAUGAAAUGGAGAUGCCUAUCCGUUGCGAACUCUUUGAUCUGAACCUUUCUCAGGCAAUCCAGAAAGACCGUGUUUCACUGUUCGGGCGAUAAAAAAAAAGAAAAGAAAUCCUGACUAUAUAUUUUAGAUGUUAGUUUCCCACACUUUUUUCAAUCGAGUUUUGUUAAUGUGGACGGUUGUAUUGUCAGUCAAUCUUGAAUGAAUCUAAGCUUUCAAGAAAGGUGCUCUCAGAUUUUUGAAAUGCUCAAGGUCUGAAUUCAGGUAAAUUAUUUUUAAUCCCAUUCUAUCCGGCUUAUACUUUUGAACUGAGGCAUGUAUGCUUUCAUAUUUUUCUUUCCACAUAACAUAUGUACACAUGGUAAACUUAUUGUUAGAAUAUUGUGA
Phoenix dactylifera (date palm) is the source of this 855-nucleotide messenger RNA. RefSeq lists its product as uncharacterized. Lineage: Eukaryota; Viridiplantae; Streptophyta; Magnoliopsida; Arecales; Arecaceae. Gene Ontology annotation, biological process: endoplasmic reticulum to Golgi vesicle-mediated transport. Gene Ontology annotation, cellular component: TRAPP complex. The record is from RefSeq and is a predicted model, not a curated record.